Messenger RNA from Oryza sativa Japonica Group (Japanese rice), 1817 nucleotides. The record is from RefSeq and is a predicted model, not a curated record. NCBI's taxonomy places the organism in Eukaryota, Viridiplantae, Streptophyta, Magnoliopsida, Poales, Poaceae.
CUCCCCCAAAACGCGCACUCGUGUGCUUUCGCCUUCCAUUCUCCAAACCCUCGCGGGAGAUCGGAAUUCCCCACCCCGGAGCGCCGGAUCCACCACCGAUCGUCGGCGGCGGCGGCGGAGGAGGCUGCGACGGCGGAGGCGGAGAUGCUGGGCCCUCCUCGCCGCGGGCCGGCGUACAAGACGAAGCUGUGCGCGCUGUGGCAGCGCGGCAACUGCAACCGCGACACCUGCAGCUUCGCCCACGGCCACGGCGACAUCCGCCGCCCGCCGUCCUCCCGCGGCGCCUUCACGCACCACCCGGAAUUAGAAGGGAGAAGAGAUUAUAGAGCCGGUGAUUUCAGAGGCAGGAUUGAUAGGAGGUUUUCACCUCGGAGGAGGCAUUCCCCUGGAAGAGAGUCCAGGGGUCAUCGUCCCCUUUAUGAUAGAAGGCCAUCUUCUCGAGAAAGAGAUUCUAGCUAUUCACGAUCUCCUAGCAGGAAGAGUGAGAGGAGGCAUGAAAAGAAGACUGACGAUGGAGAAACCAACUCAUCUAGGAGUUUAAGUCUCUCUGAUAACAACGAUGAAAAGAAAAAGGACAAAUUCUCAAGUGGUGAUGAGAAAGAAGACCACGAAAAGCAGCUGAAACAAAUACGGCUGGAUAUGGAGGCUUUGCGUGACGAUAAAACUCAGAUGGAGGUCAUUUUGGAUGAGAAGAUAGAUGAAGUGCGCAAGAUCUCUAGCAAAGUUAAUGAUCUUGAGGUGCAGCUUAGAAGGGAGAAAGAUGAAUGCCAUAGGAUGACCUCAAAGAUGAAGAAGUUUAUUAAAGCUCAUGCUCGGUUUUUGAAGGCACAAGAAGAAGUGAAAAGGUCACAAGCUCGUUUCGAGAGGCUUGGUGAUUUGCUUGCUUCAGAUAUUUUGAAGCGUGGUGCUAAUGAAGAGGGGUCCAGUGUCAAUGAAGACCUAAACGAAAGGAGUCCUAAUACUGCAGCAACUAAAAAGAGAUCAAUCCCAUACUCAACAAGUGAAGAAGCGAAAGCUGUGAAGAAGAGAAGAGAGCGAGACUCUGAUACAAUGACUAGGUCAGAUAAAUAUAGGUCAGAUGUUACAGAUUUUGAUAAAACAAGUAAGGGGACUGAGGCAACCAAGUCUUUAUAUUUGAAGAAGAAAUUAUGGGAAGAUGAAAAAAGUAAGCUAGGAGCCAACAUUUUCACAGAAAAGGUCAAAGGUUCUCCCGUCAGACAUGUUUUGCCCUCCACUGGCAUGGCUGCUCAUGCUAUUGAUGAUCUCAACGAAGCUAUUGAACUGGAGGACAGACAUGAAUCCAUAGACGCAUUACUAGAAAAUGAUGCUGAUGACAAAACUAGAUCACCUGCUAUUCCCCUGCAGCCACCACCAGUGGUACAGAAUGCUUAUGAGCAGUAUGAGGGUGAUGACGAGGAAGUCGAUGUGGAAUAAGUGGAUGGCCUCGUUUCUAGACAAGAGGCCUCUGAUGAAGCAAUGGCGAGAUUAGCAUCUUCCCCAGCUCCUUAUAAUUAGUACUAUUAGCAUCUUGGUGUACAAAGUGCUAUCUAUUUGACAUUGGGAAUUCAGCUUAUAUUUAUCAAGAAUCCUUUUGUAGUAACAUCCUUGGCGCUGAGACAGCCUUAGUCAACUAUGUGGAGCAGCCGUAUAAAUACUCCAUAGAGUGUCUGGUUUGGCUAAGCUAAUGACGUAUGGUAUGUGCGCUCCUUCUGCCCUGGGGAUUGCGACGCCAGAUGUGUCUACCUUCUUUAUCGCUGCAUUCAGUUAAGAAGAAGAAAUGCCAAAGAUGAACAUUUCAUGGUCAUCUGGCUAGUCGA